Python bivittatus (Burmese python) is the source of this 429-nucleotide messenger RNA. The record is from RefSeq and is a predicted model, not a curated record. Lineage: Eukaryota; Metazoa; Chordata; Lepidosauria; Squamata; Pythonidae.
GCAGGACUGAAUGGCAUUUCUCCCUUCUCUCAUACUGCAGUUGGGGCCCAGCCAGAUACAGAAGGAAGACAAGCCUUUGAGCAAGUCGAUGAGGAUAUCGCGGUAUCGCAAAGUCAGAUUAAAUUUAUCUGCCCCAUCACACAGGAGGAAAUGAAGAAUCCAGUUAGGAAUAAAAUCUGCGGCCACACCUAUGAGGAAUCAGCCAUCUUGGAACAUAUCUGGCGCAGAAAGCAACGUAAGAAAAAAGUCAGCUGCCCCCAAGUUGGCUGCAACAACGAGGAGGUCAAGAAAGAAGACCUGAUGUCUGAUGAAGUCCUUAAAAGAACAAUUGACAGUCGGAGUAAACAGAGCUAGUCAACACAGCAGAGGGCAUCUGGCCCCAGUGGUUGUUACAACAAAGAACAUGUGGCAGUAGAAAAGUUCAUCUGA